Messenger RNA from Nematostella vectensis (starlet sea anemone), 1148 nucleotides. RefSeq names its product enoyl-CoA hydratase, mitochondrial. Gene Ontology annotation, molecular function: enoyl-CoA hydratase activity. Gene Ontology annotation, biological process: fatty acid beta-oxidation. NCBI's taxonomy places the organism in Eukaryota, Metazoa, Cnidaria, Anthozoa, Actiniaria, Edwardsiidae. Gene Ontology annotation, cellular component: mitochondrion. The record is from RefSeq and is a predicted model, not a curated record. The transcript is spliced from 8 exons. Bases 40 to 924 code for a protein of 294 amino acids.
CCCCACCCCUUCCCCCACAGUGCAUAUUUCAAAUCCAACAUGGCGUCCAAGAGGCUUUUCCAUCUUGCACGUGGAUUUUUCAAUCUUCAAGCGGGUUCGGCCUCAAGUCUGCGAUAUACUAGGGCUUUCUGUUCAGCUAAAAAGUCAUAUGAGCACAUCCUGACAGAAACCAAAGGGGAGAGUAACAAUGUUGGCUUCAUACAACUCAAUCGGCCCAAAGCUUUGAACGCCCUAUGCAAUGACCUCAUGUAUGAGCUGAGCGAUGCCUUGGAUGCCUUUGAAGCUGAUAAGAAUGUAGGGUGUAUUGUGUUGACUGGAUGUGGGAGAGCCUUUGCAGCUGGUGCUGAUAUCAAGGAGAUGCAGCCCUUAACAUACCAAAAGUGCUUGUCUGGUGACUUCCUGGGACAUUGGACAAGGGUUUCCAAGUGCACCAAACCUGUCAUUGCUGCUGUCAAUGGUUUUGCUCUUGGAGGAGGCUGUGAAUUAGCAAUGAUGUGUGAUAUCAUCUAUGCUAGUGACAAGGCAAAGUUUGGUCAGCCAGAAAUUCUUAUUGGUACCAUUCCAGGUGCUGGCGGCACUCAAAGGUUGACCCGUGCAGUCGGCAAGUCCUUAGCCAUGGAAAUGGUGCUGACGGGUGAUCCCAUCAAUGCUGACCACGCCCUCAAAGCAGGUCUGGUAAGCAAGGUCUUCCCAGCUGACGACUUGGUUCCCAAUGCUAUCAAGACUGCAGAGAAGAUAGCAGGUCUCUCCAAACUUUCUGUGGGGAUUGCCAAGGAGUGCCUCAACUAUGCGUAUGAGAUGACUCUAGAGGAGGGGCUGAAGGUGGAAAAGAGGAUGUUCCAUACCACAUUUGCUCUUGAUGAUCGAAAAGAAGGAAUGACAGCUUUCAUCGAGAAAAGGAAGCCGGAAUUUAAAGACAACUAGAAGAGAAGCAUUGGUCCAAUAGCUUUGUGUCUUACUAAAUAGAAAGUCUAAGCUCUUCGGCAGUGGAUUUAUCCGUCAGCCACAGACUCAGUGUCAUUAGUUCAUCAAAUGGCUCUGCGCAGUGGUGCUCUGGCUAAAUCCAUUCAGUGCAAGUGUGGGAUCUCUACUGGGUGUGAACAUGGUCAGGGUGUGCAAUGAUGCUAUUAAAGAAUGUCGAUCAACCA